Molecule: messenger RNA, 1407 nt
Organism: Striga hermonthica
Lineage: Eukaryota; Viridiplantae; Streptophyta; Magnoliopsida; Lamiales; Orobanchaceae
Source: the annotation of a GenBank genome assembly
AUGGACACAGCUCUCUGCGACGAGCUUCUCCAAGAUAUCUUCCUCCGCCUUCCUCCGCCGUCCCUCGCGGUGGUGCCCCUAGUCUCCAAGCGAUGGCGCCGCCUCCUUCGCUCCUCCACCACCUCCCUUUCUCUCCAAGUCCGGCCUCUCCACACCGCCGCCACCAUCACAUCUUUCGCCGCCUUCCUCACCCAGCACCCCUACCUCUCUUCUCUCACCAUCUCCGGCGGCGACGCCGCCGAUGACCUCCUCUUCCUCGCCGUCGCUUCCUCUUGCCCCAACCUCCGCCACGUCCGCUGCUCGAGCUCCCCCGCGUCCAAUUUCUCCCUAUACACUCUCUCGAUUUCUUGUAUUCACCUCUCUUCCAUGGCGAUUGCUCUUUCCAGACCACUGUCUUUCAAUUGGCUUCCCCUUUUCAAAUCCUUAAAAUCGCUCUCGUUGGAUUUCACAAACCCUUUGUCCGAAACCCUCAUCACCCAACAACCACAAAACGCGGCGUUUGAUGUGGGGUUGAACUUGAACCUGAAUCUUGAAAGCCUCUCCCUGUGUGGAAUCUCGCCGGGGGAUUACGGGCUGGGCUUUCUCUGGAAAAAUUGUAAGAAUCUCAACAAAUUGAAGCUCAAGAGCUGUGAGAGUGUUGGGGAUUACCCCUCAUUUUCUGAGUUUUUAGCCUCACUGAGCUCCCUUCAAGAACUGGAGUUAAGAACUUGCCGGAGCAUAGUCGAUUUCGUGCUGUUAACCCUUGUGGGAGCCAAAAAUUCCCUCGAUUCUUUACUAAUCUACGAUGGGGCCAGCAAGGAAAGCCUGCUUCAGUUCAUUAAUCAGAGCAGUUGCAGGUUGAAAGAGCUAGACUUGAGAUUACCGCUCGAUUUAGACAACUCCCAUUUAACAUCCAUAACCGAAAAUCCGAGUUUUAGGGGUUUGGUGAGUUUAAGGUUGCAAAGCUGCUGUCUUUUUACCGGUGAUGGGCUUAAAUCUCUCGGAAGGGCAUUCUCUGGUAGUCUUACGGAGCUUGCUUUAGUUAACUGUGAUGUUGUCAAUAGGGAGCCCGGUUUUUUAACGGAUUUGGGACAGAGUUUGAGAAGCUUAAGGAAAUUGGACUUGUCCUAUAACGAUAUGUUGAUCGAUAAUGAGCUUUUGGGCAUGCUCGCCUCGUGUAGCUUCUUGAUUGAGCUGAGAUUGAGGUGUUGUGGCCUGUUGACAGGUGGCAUUGUGGGCUCGAUUAUUAAGUGCUGUAAGAAGUUGGAGUCUGUUGAUGUAACUUGUUGCAGCCGGAUUAAAACGGAGGGAGUUGAUAUACUCGUGCUUAAUCUUCCGGUUUUGAGAAGGGUUGAGGUUGAGGAAAGUCAAGUAUCGGUUUUCGCUAGGAAUUUGUGUUCGAAUAAGUUUAUCGAAAUCGUAACUUGA